AAACAAAGGUAAACUUUUUUGGGAAAUCCAAUAGGAAUCCAUUAUUGACCAUAGAGUUUAAUAUCCAUCCAUGGCCGAUCUCGUCGCUGUCAAGCCUUUUAUUUAAUUUCUAUUUUAAAAUGAAGCAUCUUCAAUGAUUUUAAGUGGGUUUGUAGUGUGGUAGUGAUCGUGUGGCGGCGCGGUCUUGGUGAUACGGUUCCUUGGUCGGCGGCACCAUGUUCAGCGGAACGGUGCGCUUGAAGAUUUGUGAGGCCACUGGUCUCAGGCCGACUGACUUCCAAAAAAGGCACAACAUGACCUUCGGGAAGCCAGACGACCAGCCGAUUGAUCCGUACGUCUCGAUCGACGCCGACGAGCAACAUAUCGCGCGCUCGACCACCAAACCCAAAACUUUCGACCCUGUUUGGAAUGAACACUUCACCCAAGAUGUGCACGAUGUCACCAGUCUGGGCAUCACCGUAUUUCACGAUGCAGCCAUACCACCAGAUGACUUCGUCGCCAACUGCACUAUCCUCUUUGCGGAUCUAAUGCAAAGAGAUAAAGACGCCUCUGAUUUCUGGGUGGAUUUAGAACCUCACGGCAAGCUCCACCUCAAAAUUGAGUUGAAAUGGAAUUCUCAAACAUCCCCCGCAGGCGGGCAGCAGGCGCAGGCGGGCCCGCGCGCGCGGGACCGCGAGUUCAAGGAGGGCGCGGGCUUCGCGCGGCGCCGCGGGGCCAUGCGGCGCCGCGUGCACCAGGCGCAGGGCCACAAGUUCAUGGCCACCUUCCUGCGGCAGCCCACCUUCUGCAGCCACUGCCGCGAGUUCAUCUGGGGCUUGGGCAAACAGGGAUACCAGUGCCAAGUGUGCACUUGCGUGGUACACAAGCGGUGUCACGCCUCUGUCGUCACAAAGUGCCCCGGCAUGAAACAAGAGCAACAAAACCUGAGCAUCUUGGGCGGUCAGCGUUUCAACGUGAACGUUCCCCACCGCUUCGUCGUUCACUCGUACAAGCGGUUCACUUUCUGCGAUCACUGCGGCUCUCUGCUGUACGGGCUCAUCAAACAGGGGCUGCAAUGCGAAGUGUGCUCCAUGAACGUCCACAAGCGUUGCCACAAGAACGUGGCGAACAAUUGCGGCAUCAACACAAAGCAGAUGGCGGAGCUGCUCAGCUCCAUGGGCAUCACGCCCGACAACACGCAGAGCCAGAGACCCAAACCAUCCAAGUCGUGCGGCAUGUUGCAGUACUCGGGCGGCGCCGCGCCCGACGGGGAGCCCGAGCCGGCGCCCGAGCGGCCGCGGGGCUCCGCUCGCGGCGCCGCCAAGGACGCCGAUAAAGGUGAUACCGGCCGCUCUCACUGGGACGAGUUGGCGGAGAUAUUCACCGCGCCGCUCACAGACGAGAGUCCUGGCGGGGGUGCGGGCCGCGACCGCGUGGGUCUCCAGGACUUCCACUUCAUCAAGGUGCUGGGCAAAGGCUCCUUCGGGAAGGUCAUGCUGGCCGAGAAGAAGGGCACCGAUGAGGUGUACGCCGUGAAAGUGCUGAAGAAGGAUGCGAUAAUCCAAGACGACGACGUGGAGUGCACGCUGACGGAGCGGCGCGUGCUGGCGCUGGCCGCGCGCCACCCGUUCCUCACGGCGCUGCACUCCGCCUUCCAGACGCAGGACCGGCUGUUCUUCGUGAUGGAGUACGUGGACGGCGGCGACCUCAUGUUCCAGAUACAGCGCGCCAGGAAGUUCGACGAGCCCCGCGCGCGAUUCUACGCUGCGGAAGUGACCCUGGCGCUUCAGUUUCUCCACGAGCACGGCGUCAUCUACCGCGACCUGAAGCUGGACAACAUCCUGCUGGACAGCGAGGGCCACUGCAAGCUGGCGGACUUCGGCAUGUGCAAGGAGGGCAUCCUGGGUGAGUCCACUACCACGACUUUCUGUGGCACUCCGGAUUACAUCGCGCCAGAGAUCCUGCAGGAGCUGGAGUACGGCCCGUCGGUGGACUGGUGGGCGCUGGGCGUGCUGCUGUACGAGAUGCUGGCGGGCCAGCCGCCCUUCGAGGCCGACAAUGAGGAUGAGCUGUUCGAGAGCAUCCUCCACGACGACGUGCUGUACCCCGUGUGGCUCUCCAAGGACGCCGUGGCCAUCCUCAAAGGGUUCAUGACCAAGUCGCCGGCGCGGCGGCUGGGCGUGUGCGGCGGCGCGGACGGCAUCCGCGCGCACGCCUUCUUCCGCGACGUGGACUGGCCCGCGCUCGCCGCGCGCCGCCUGCGCCCGCCCUUCCGCCCCAGGGUGCGGAGCCGCCGCGACGCCGCCAACUUCGACGCGGAGUUCACGAAGGAGGAGCCCGUGCUCACGCCCGUGCCCGGCGACGUGGUGCGCUCCAUCAACCAGGAGGAGUUCCAGGGCUUCUCGUUCGUGAACCCGGACUUCAACCCGGCGGCCGGCGAGCGCCCCCCGCCGUGAGCGCCCGCGGCAACGCGAGUAAACCCGGCUCAUUUCCUUAGUCGUAGCCGUUCUUAAGGGAGGUUUCAUCGCUCGCUGCUUUAUAUUACGCCUAUUAUAGAUAUAUGUUAUAGAUUUACGGUGGUUAUUAAAACGUUGUACUACGGAAUUGGUAGGCGUUGCGUCACUAGUUGCAAUGGUGGACUCUGUUGUCGUGGAGUUAACUUGCGGUUUUAGGAGUUGCCUCUGUAACAACGGAGUUUCUCGCUAAAAAAACAGAGUUUCUCUGUAGUAACGGGAUUUCUCGUUACCGGUGUUCCUCUGUUGUAACGGAGUUUCUCUGUUCUCAUGGAGUUUCUCUGUUAGAAAACAGAUAAUUACGUUAAUCUGUAACCCCCCUUUGAGUUGGGGUUAGGAUUAAUGUUAAAAUUUAAUUUGUUUCAAGUACCUCAAGACUUCUAUGGGUACAGUCAUUGUUUUAGUAACUUUAUUAUUUAUUUUAAUAAGGAAAUAUUGUUUUACGAACCAUCAAAUAAUUUAUUACAAGUACCUAAUAACUUCUUUAGGUAUAAAUGAAUCGUUGUUUUUAAAUUUAUAUAUCCACGGGCAGGUGUCAUGAACUCGUAAAAAAUAUACUGCUGAAAAAAGCUUAAAAGGAUUAUAAGGUUCGCUGAUACUAAGGACAAAUAAUAUUCUUAAUGAAUUCUGUGCAAUAUAAAGAACUUUUGUCCAUAAACUUGCAGCGAAAGAUGAAAAAUGUUUCUCGACAUUUCAUACAAAUUUGAUCUACGAUUUGUAUGGGAUGCAGAAUGUAAUUUCAUGUUUCGCUAAACGUUUACCAUUGUUCGUCAUCCUUGACUCGUGCUUAGUUACAGCGCACUUUAUAAACCACUUAUAUUUGAAGCAUACCGUGGCUCUAAGGGUUAUAUUGCUUGUUCAUUUCUUGAAAAGAAAAUUGUAAUAAAUUAUCGGAUACAAAACAAAAACUAAAAAAAAAGCAGCGGCGAAACUAACCUAAUAUCAAUUGUAAUUAGUUGAAAUCUCAUUGCGCUGAUUAACUAACAAAUGUUAAUAUUUCAUUGUAAAAUUUGUCUGCAUUUUGCAAACUGUAAAAGAGUUUUAACCCUCUAACUUAAGGAUGACUUACUUUAAUUAUUAUUUUCUAAAGUUUCUCGAUCAUGGGUACAAGAUUUUUAAAUCGUGUCUUUUAAUUCGUAUUUAUUGGAUAAGUAUUUUAGUGACAUUGGAAAUAUUUAGUUUAUUUAUUUAAUUUUUUUAACUUCGACUUAGAAAUAAUUUGAAAAUGAUUUAACAAAAUUAUUUAAAGGACUUGUAUCCAUAGCCGUAAAACUCUGAAAAAAAAAUCAGGUAACAAUGUGUCCUAGUCAAAAUAAUACGACACAUCAAAAAAAAUGAAUCUCCUAACUCUUAAAUGUUUCUCUAAUAUACUUUUCCUUUUUUUUUCUUGCAUUUUUCAAACAUUCUUAUCAAGUAUAAUAUUUAGAGGGUGAAUAUUCUUAACAAUAAAUUGACGCCAAUCCAAACGUUUGAUAACUCAGUAGUGUAGUUCACUGGUUACCUCAAAAGUUUCUUGAAAUGCCGAGAUCUAACCGUGGAUGCCGAAAAGAUCUGUGUAAAAUUGUUUUCUUAUGAUAUUCUGUCCGUUAUUACUAGCCAGAUUAUGAUAUAUUUUUAACACCGGGCUGUUAAAUAGAAGAUGCCAUAAUAGUUCGAGUUAUUACGUCUGGCGGCGAGAGUUACCGCGGUUUUUCUUACAAAUCUUGUAAAAGCGAUAACUCUACACCGCUUUAAAAAUAUAUAUAUUUAUAUAUAUAUAUUAAGCGCAAAUAUCGCGUGAUCAAUAUUGUCAUGGAACGUUUAUUAGAUAUUGUCAAUGAAAUGUGUUUCGGAGCGUUGAGAGCAAUUAUUGAUUGUUGUAAAUAUUGAGAGUUUCGAUGCUCGGGUGUAAAUUUGACGCGUCUCGGUCGCCAUACUGACGCCGCUCGUACGGAGACCGAUAUUUUGCGAGAUAAAGCCGUCAGUCUCUUGAAUUAAGGCUCAGAUUUGAGCGCCUGAGGCUUUAUCUCACUCACUGAUGCUGUGAGGUAAUCGGAAUUUAUUACCGAGCGAAGUCGAUGGGCUGCCGUUCUCUCGUCGAAAUAAGUAAACCCCAUUCGUGUUAGUGCGGUGUGUGUGAGUGUGUGUGUACAGGGGGGCGCACGGGUGCAAUCGGCGACAGAUAAAUGUCAUCCAUCUUAGCUUAAUUGACAGUGGGUCGGAUUCAUCUGCCCCCGACUGUACAACUAACUGACCAAUAGAGUGCCGAUAACGAUUGAUCGAACUCUUUCAAGCCGAUGGGGGAAGGUUGAUUCGUUAUUUACACCUCUUUGGCAGUAUGCAGGGAAGAGGCGACAUUGUAACGUUAAUUUCGUAAAGAAUUGUAGGUUAUUGUUACUUAAUUGUUUAUUUGUGUUUUCGUAUACUUUUUUCUACGAGAUAAUUCUAUUUUUUUUUCUUUUUUUAACGCAAUAAGACAUGCUCUGCCAGUCAAACCUUCAGACAAAAGUGAGAUCUUUAUGAAUGUAUAGUAUCAAUGUCGCAUCUUCCUUCCUUUGGUUCCGUUACGUUUCUUCGUGUUCCGUUACACGUUACGUUUCGUUCCGUUACGUUUCUUCGUGUUCCGUUACACGUUACGUUUCGUUCCGUUACGUUUCUUCGUGUUCCGUUACACGUUACGUUUCGUUCCGUUACGUUUCUUCGUGUUCCGCUACACGUUACGUUUCGUUUCGACAAGUUCCGUUAAGUUACAUGUUCCGUCACGCCAGGUGCUCGGGACCCAGGGUCCCACACGUGUUCUAGUCCUUUGUUGUGCGUCGCAACGAACAAUACUCAUUUAGUUCGCGACAAUCUCGUGCCCAUAUUGCAGUAUUUACGCGUUAUACGUCAAUUUUUUUGUUAGUCUAUAAAAAUAUAAGUUGAUUUCUGUGACGAUACGAUAGCUAUGUCGUAGGCUCGAAAAAGAUGUAUGCAAUUGAUGUCUGUCACAGAGAUCGAGCUAUAUUAUAAAGGCUGGAAAGUUGAUUUUGUAAAGUAUGCGAGUACUUCUAGGAAUGUUUUUGGGCGUACAGUGGGCCUUAUAGGAAGUAUACUAACUUUGUGUCGAAGACAUAUCGAAGGUGGUAUAUUUUCCUAUGUGGUUGACUGUACUUAAUUUAUUAUUGAGUUGGCAUUUGAUUGAAUUACGCAGUUAUUUGAAAAAAUGACGGAGAUGAAUCUUCUAAAUUUAUAAUUUUAUUAUCAAUCUGUAUUUUGUUUAUGAAUAGGUACGACAGAUAUUAAACGCGUACGUAACGUACCUUAAUUUUAUCUCGGACGUAUUGUGAGGGUGGUUGGCGUGUUAUCACCUUGGCGGUAGAAGAACAUUCUGCCUGCAGACAGAGCAGUAGCCGGCUGGUUUUCAGUCGCUCGGUGACUACGGAUCAUUGCAACAUGAUUCGAAAUGUCCGAAAUAUAAUAAUGGUACGUUACGUGCGCGUUUAAUACCGGUAGUAUUUAUAAAUAGUGUAAUGCAUCGUGAAAGUUAAACAUCUGUAUUUUGAUUGAAAAUUCCUAGUAGUGCUUGAAGUAAGAUUAAUAUUUUAAUAUUUUUUUUUUUUAUAUUUUUUAGGUUAAUUUUUAUUGUUACACUUUUGUGUUUGAGAUUAAUCGAAGUAUUUUGUUAAAGUAUUUUUUUUUUACUUUUAUUUUUACGAGUACUCAAAGUACAAAUGCUUACUGCGCCAGUUGUAUUCGACAUUGGAUUGUUGUUGCAAUUAUUUAAACAUUUUUUUUAAAUCAAAGUAUUAUGUUAAUCUCAUUUUUACGGCUUGGUUAUGAGAACAGACAGAUCAAGAAAGAAUAAUAACUUUUUUUUAAAUGAACCGCCUCAAAUCAAUAUCUUCCUUUUUUGAAGUCUGUUUCUAAAACCUCCUAAGUAUAAAAAAGCACUUUCCAGUCUCUCUUUACGACAUUUAUAGAAAGGAACGGUGAUUUUCUAUGAAGGCGCCGAGAACCACACGGCAAACAUAUAUUUCUUUCUCUAUAUCUACAAUGUCACCUUCAACAAGAUGACUUCUGUUAUAUCCGAUUAAGUUCCGACCAAGCCGUAACAACUACAGGCUUAUUUACACCCGCUCGCUCCCAGAGUGAGCGGUUUUCUGAUCUGUAUAGUAUUAUAUUUAGUUAUAAUUAAACCGAUACCAAAGUUAAGUUAACGUUUUAAGUUUAACGGAACAUAGAUAAGUAAUUUAAUUUAUAGUCGAAUGUUUUUGACGUACACACCGCGGCGGGAAACUUGAUCAUUUUUACUCUGUAUUUUUUUUUUACAAACAUGUUUCUUUUUUUUUUUAAUCAGUUGUUGUUAUUGAAAUCAGACAUUUUAUUGCCGCUCACUUAUCUAAGUUAAUAUUUAGUUUAUUGAAACAAUUGAAUAAGUAACAAUAAUUUGUAUCAUCAGAGAAAAAUUGUCAUAACUCUGAAAUAUUUGAUUUGAAGUCAAGAACUCAGUUGUAGCGUUGCAGUUUUUCGAAAAUCCUUUAAUUUUUAAACUGAACAGGUUUUGUACGAAAAGUGAUUAAAUAAUUUAUGUACAAAGUGAUGGAGUUUCCCCGCCGCGCGGUAUAGUAUUGUGCGUUCUCGCCUGAGAAUCCAGGCCAACGCAGCGAUCAUUGCACAAAUGUAAUGCUUUAUGUAGUUGUUAGUGUAUUAUAUAAUAUAAAAUUAAAAUAUAAAUUAUAAAUCUCUGUACGUGUUCCCAAUAUAUUGACAUGUUAAUGUAUUUAUCAUUUUUUUUUAUUAACUUUGUCGUUUAUUUUUCUAUUGUUUUGAGUGGACUAACAUUGUACAGCUUUACGAUUGAGGUGGUUUGAGGGCAUUGACCUGUAUCUAUCUGUCUCUGUCAUUCGUUUUGUAGUCUAUUGUGCAUCUCGCUCGAUGAGACAUGGUCCCCAUAUGUUGCAGAUGAUACAAAGAUUUGUUAAGAAGAAAAAUGAUAUGUGCUUAGGUCAAUAUUCUCAAAUUUACCUCAGUUGAUAGUCAGUUUAAGGCCGAUAGACAUUCUCGCGAUGUUUUGUUGAUCGUGACGAUGUCUGUCUGUCUGUCAGAAUUAUAUAUAUAAUAUGUUGUUUGUCCGCGGGAGGCUAAUUAUUUUCACACUCCGCGCGACGCUUUGUGUGUUUUCAGUUUUAGGGGGCGCAUGUAUCGCUACAUAUAAUUUUUUUGUUGAAAUUGAAUUUGUUGAUUGUAUCAGUUGACAAAUCUAUAGAAUAUUUUUGGUAAUUUUAAUUUAUUAUUUAUUUACGAUGAUUAAGAAACUAUGGAUUUGUCAAUUGAAUAUUUUUGUUGUUCAUGAUAUUGCUUUGGCUAAUGUAUGUAGUAAUGCAGGCGGCCCCGCUGUCGGUUCGUACGCAUCGUAUUAUGAACGUUUCUCUGUUUGUAGCGUAAGUUAAUGUGCAGAUUAAUUUUUCGAUGUGGAUCAUAAAUACUAAUACAAAUUUAUAGUGAAUAGAGUUUUAUUAGAGUAGGUGCCGACGCGUCGGCUGGUUUAAGUUACCGGAGUCAUAGUUGUAUGUUGAUAUGUUUCGUUCAAGAGUGUGUGUAUGUGUAUGAGUGUGCGUUUAGUCGUCACUUUGUCAUCGUGUCGCUUUGCGAUGCGGCGACCGCGUGGCAGCUCGGUAGCCAUUCAGCUGAAUGUAGGAAAAUUUUUGAUUGACACCGGAGCUAACAUAUCUGUUGAGGCUCUGAGGGUCACAUUACUGUGUACUUCACUGUACUUUUGGAAAUAUCGGCUCAAGAUGGCUCGACUGAACGAUCCUAUUGCGAUUCAUUGGCGCAAUAGGGCGAAGCGAGUUGUCUACCGAACUACUUCAGCAUAACACAUGUUUUCAGUGCUAAAUGAUUAUUUUACUUUCACUUUUUUUUUCUCCAAGUUUUUUUCUCCAAACCAUAAGUUAAAACUAUGUCCGUUUUAUUUCUUCACAACCUUAAAUUUUUUAUUGACUUAAUUUAUUUCGGUACUUGCAAAUAAAUCUAAAUAUUUUUAUUUUAUUUAUAUUAUGAUCGAAUCGAUAUAGAUAUUCGGUUAAUAAUUACUAUGAAAACGCCACAAUUCAUGAGCGCUAAUCAAAUCUUAAUAUGCAAUUAUUGGACAAAUAUCUAUAUGAAUGAAGUCGCGGUUUAAAUGUCCGUUUUUAAAAUGACAUCUACAAUUAGCUGAAUUAUAUCAGAGCUGCUUCUAGUUAAGCUGUGAUGUGAGGAACGUUUAUUUUACAAAUUGUAUUCCAGUCGCAACACGUUAUCUGCCGACCUCUCGCGUUUUUUGGAUUUACAUUUUUUAAUUUUUUGACAUUUUACACUUCGUUCUUAUAAUUGUGAAAUAUUGAAUAGAUGUUAUUGCAUAGUACAAUUUAUAUGUAGAGGGUGUUGCGGUUGCUAUGUACCACAUACAUAUAUAGAUUGAAGCACAAUACUUACACAUAAAUUAUAUCGAGAUGCUAUUUUGAAUUGUAUUUAUAUCUAGUGAAAUUCGGGUGACAGCGCCUUGUUCCGUUCAUCGGUUUGAGGUCGAUGCGCAAAACCACACGGAUAAAUGUUUUUUAAGACAUGAGCAAGCAUAUUUUACAACAGCAAUAUCGAAUAUUGAUUAUAAUAAUGCGAUAACUUCUUCGACAAUCACACAUUAUUUUUAACAACCUUUGUGGCAUACUGAUAAUGUUUUUGCUUUUGAACUACAAGAUCCCGGAUUUUAUUCCGACUCACCAAAGUGAAUUUUAUAUCGUAAAAAGUAUUUAUUAUUACAAGGUUAAAUUUAAUUUUUAAUUUUUUUUUAACUAGAAAUAACUUAAAUAUUUUUUUUAUAUGCCAAAACAACGUUUGCCGGGACAGCUAGUUAAUAAUAAAAUAUUGUGUAGGUAGCUCGUGUCUUAUGGUGUGAGUUUGCGCAGCGAUUUUACUGUAAUUUUUUAAAAUCGAGUUUCUGAUAUUUUCCAGCCUUCCAUUAAUUUUAAAUUUGUUGGUGGGUCGCGCGUUUCCCUUAGGAAUUUUGGAAAAUUCUAAUAAUUUCUACAAUAGAUAUUAAUUCCGAGAAUUAUUUCUAAAUUUUUUUUUUUUUAAUUUUAGAACAUUUCUAUGACUGUUUUUUAAUUCAGCAUUAAUUUCCGCGUAAAAAUUGCAUAGCGUAUUAUUUUUUACCUUUUGGUCCAUCAGAUAUUCAAACCUGAAACUUCAUAAAAAUUAACGUUAUUAUUUACUUUUUUUUUUGCAAAACUUCAAACUUUAAGCAAUAAAAAGUAUAGAGAAACGCGCGCCACAAUUAUGUGCAAUAGAACGUUUUAUUAUUAUCUAGUAUAACAUAGUUUGAGCGGGUGCUUGUUUAUCAGUUUGUUCGUCUGUCACCGACUGUGCCAAAUGUCCUGCUAUUGUCUGUGGUCGGUUCAGAGUAUAACUUUAUAUCAUUUUGUCAUAAAUAAUAAAAACAGAUCAAAUGCGAGUAAACUCGUGGUAAGAGCUUUAGAAUUAUUUGUGAUAUAAUUAACGACAUUUCUUUUUAAAUUUUAAGAUCUUUUUGGAUAGGGUUAGGCGUAGGGGAGGUGGUCUAUUUUGUUUUUAUCAUAUAAAUAUAUUUUGAACCAACUCUUAGGGCUGUUUAAUGCUGUUGUAAACAGAAAAUCUUUUGACUAUCAAACUCGGGUAAAAUACCUGCAUUUGUCUGAUUGAACAGUCUUAAAUGUUUUUGUUUCAUAAAUUGAUAAAAUUAUAUUAUACUUCAUACCGGCCACAGCUACAUAGUUUAUACAUAGCUUGUAUACAUAGCAUAGUGCGGCGGGCUACUGCGCUCCCACGAAGUACGCAUUGCUAAAAUUCAUUUAUGAAUUGUAUAAAAUAUUUUUUUUUUGUUCAGAAUAUAACGCUCUUUACAUGGUUUCAUUCGUUUAGUCUCAGAGUCUCGUAUCGGCACGGCUUAAGCUUGUCAAAGGCUCACUGACAAUCUUAAGGCACCGAUUAGGGGCACCCGGUCUUAAACAAAUGACACACUGUAAAAAAAAUUUAUUAACAAUCUAAAUUUUCAUACAUACAUACAUAUAAUCACAUCUCUAUCCCCUGCAGGGUAGACAGAGCCAACAGUCUUUAAAUGACUGAUAGGCCACGUUCAGCUAUUAGGCUUUAAGAUAGAAUUGAGAUUCAAAUAGUGACAGGUUGUUAGCCCAUCGCCUAAAAGAAGAAUCCAAAGUUUAUAUAUAGCCUAUUCCUUAGUCGCCUUUUACGACAUCCGUGGGAAAGAGAGGGUUGGUCCUAUUCGUUUUUCUAUUGGUGCCGGGAACCACACAUAUUGUGUUAAUUUAAUUAAAAAACGAAAAUUCUUAUUAUGUCACGUUUAAAAUCGCGUUAUGAAUUUUCUGACCAAUUCACAUGGAGAAAUUGCGAUCAUAGUGUUUUCUAGUGAUGCGUACGGAAUGGGCCGCGCGCGAUCGCGGGCAACCGAUUUACUGCGGUAAUUCUAUGCGAUAAAUAUAUGGCUUCGUUUCAUACAUAGUCGAGAAGGGCGGUUUAUACGUGCCGACAAAGUAAUCGUUUUAAUGUGUAACUUUUAAACCGUAUUUGUAUUUAUUAUUUCUGUAAUGACGAUGUUAUUUGCAAAUGUUUUAGCAGAUUUGUUAUCAUGUAUAUAAAUAAAUUAGCUGUCCCAUAGUUUCUAAGGGUUCCAUUCAAAUCGGAACCAGACUUGUUUAUUUGCUAAAAGACAUUUUAUGUCUAAAUUAAUGUUCUUAAGAUCGUUACGCUUAAUCUCAAAACUAUGAAUCUCUUUAAAGUUUAAUACAUACAUACAUACAUAUAAUCACAUCUAUAUCCCUUGCGGGGUAGACAGAGCCAACAGUCCUGAGCGGACUGAUAGGCCACGUUCAGCUAUUUGGCUUUAAGAUAGAAUUGAGAUUCGAAUAGUGACAAGUUGCUAGCCUAUCGCCUAAAAAAAGAAUCUCAAGUUUGUAAGCCUAUCCCUUAGUCGCCUUUUACGACAUCCAUGGGAAAGAGAUGGAGUGGUCCUAUUCUUUUUUGUAUUGGUGCCGGGAACCACACGGCACUUUAAAGUUUAAAUUACAGUUAAUUGCUCAGUGUGUUUGAUGAUAAAACAAACCUUCAAGUCUCUGUUGCAACGCAUUAUAAUCUAAAAUCCUUUUGUCUGUGCGUAUAAACGUCAUCCCGGCCCUGAACCUCCGCUAGUUACCAUUAUAAUAAUAGACGGAAGAUGAUAGUUAUGACCGCAGUUAAACCUUGCGUCGUGAUCGUAGUCGCGCGACUGUCGCGUCGCAGUCGCGCGACUGUCGCGUCGCAGUCGCGCGACUGUCGCGUGUCGCAGUCGCCAGUUGCUCGGUCCAGCAACGGCAACGAAACUGUUCGAUGCCAUUUUUAUAAGUUACGUUUGUAACUCGACAUAUCACGGUGAUUUUGUUAAUUUGACUAUAUAUAUAUAUAUAUAUUUUAUAAUAGAUUCAAUAUCGCCGAUGUUCUGUGUCAAACAUAGCACAUUGUAUUGGGUUCAUUUGCAAAUUUCAUGUGGCUUCGUUUGUGGAGAUGCGGUGGUGUAUUUAGCGUUGUUUGGGACUCAAUGGGAAGUCUCCAUUGAUUGAUUGAUUCUAUGUCAAUAUGUCUGCAAUCAGUCUGAAUUACGGGUGGGUUGUGGUCAGUCACUAAAUUUGAAAAAAAAAAACGAUAUAGUAAUUUGACUUUUAACAUUGGAACUUGCUCUUGAGUUCAAAGUACUAUAAAACUAUCGUGUCUUUAUAAAUUAAGCUGAACUACACAUAAGGCCAAUUCAUGAGAUAAAAUUCUCGAUCAGUUUUUUUUAAAGAGACUUUAUUGGGUUAUGAAUUGGCUUGAUUGUAAGUGUAUGAGAAGGUUGGCGGGCGUGUAUACGGAUGUAACGGGCUAAUUUGUGGUAAUGCAUGUUUUGGUGGCAUGGUGAUGGUUACAUCAACUGAUUUAAGGUGUCCAAAUUUUAACCCGUACCUUUUGUGAUGCUAAUUUUGCAGUCUCUCAAAUCCUCCCCAUAAGGGUAUAAAAAUAAUACUUAUUUGCACAUCCUUUGUCAGUUGUUAUAAUCAGUUUCUCGGCAUAAUAUGAAUCUAUUUAAUGUGAAACACUUAAGUAAGAAAUUUAUAUGUAUUUAAUUUUUGUGAAAAUUGCAAAUGAACGGAGUAUGUUAUUUUGUACUCAUUUUUAAGGGCUUUUAUAAAAAGAAUAUAUUUUACGCUUCCCAGAGGAGAUGUAGCCAAAGAGUGGUAUAAUAUUGUACAAAGUGGCUUUGAGCCUUAUUUUGUUGUUUAUUAGUUAAAUAUUGUCUUGCCAGUGGUUAUCCCGUAAUAUACUGUGUAGGAAGCAGUUUGGAUAAUGUUACGCGUGUUUGAUCGGGCGCAGUGUGAGGUGGGCCUUGUCGCACUUAGUGUAUUGUAGGGUAAUGUUACCAAAAAUAGCAUUUUUUGUAUUAAUUAAUGUACGUAUUAGCAGUCAUAAUUUUCGAAUUUAAUAUUUCAUCACAAUCUCUUAAUUUAAACUUAUGCUAGUCAUUCAAGUAAUAAUUUAUUAAAUCAAGGUUUGCCUCGCACUGAGCAAUCGUAUGUUUACAUUAUGUUAAUUAAUUGUAGCUAACACAGAGAAUAUGAGAUCUGUUGGAGCGCUGCCGGGGACGAUUGUUGCGGACACGUCUUAUCUGUACAAGAGUUUGUUUCCAACUGAAUAGUUUCCUGUCCCGCACGCCAGAGGGCGACACUCCGGUACUUCCCCACCAGCGCUCCUAUAUUUGUUGUUUGUUCACUGAAUCACUAUUAGGACACAUUUAGCUGAGUAAAUUAAUGCAUAUAAUAUAGUUUUAUGAUGAAAUAAAAUAUGUAUAUGUAAUCCUACAUGUCUAUUAAAUCAAUGAAAAUAGAUUAUA
Messenger RNA from Amyelois transitella, 13380 nucleotides. RefSeq names its product protein kinase C (gene Pkc98E). Lineage: Eukaryota; Metazoa; Arthropoda; Insecta; Lepidoptera; Pyralidae. Gene Ontology annotation, biological process: protein phosphorylation. Gene Ontology annotation, molecular function: ATP binding; diacylglycerol-dependent serine/threonine kinase activity. The record is from RefSeq and is a predicted model, not a curated record. The coding region runs from base 216 to 2435 and encodes 739 amino acids. The transcript is spliced from 19 exons.